AACAAACUAGAUUCCCGAAAGGAAAAAGACCCCCUGGUGGUAGCUCCAGCAGCUGUGUGUAGCAGCACGGUGGAGAAGAGGCUGUGUUUGGAUUAGGGGGUUGGGCUGCCUGCUGGUAGGAAACCUGCCGACAGACAUUCAGUUGGACUCCGGCGGUGCAGCGUUGCUUUCCCGCAGCAUCAGCAGCAGCAACAACCGCAGCGCAGUCUCCAGACAGUCUCACCUGCUUCUAUCUGCGCUUCCCUCCGCCUCUGUGACCAGAAACAAAACACUGCCGCAGCACAGAGGGGACGGACGGACAAGGACGAUCAGCUGAGCAGUCUUCAGGGAAAUAAAGGGGAUAUAUAUAAGGGCGGUGAAAGAUGGUGAAACUAGGGAGUAAUCUUCAAGACAAAGGGGCCAAACCUGUGAGCGUGGAGGACGGCUUUCAGAAUGUGCCCCUCAUCACUCCACUGGAUGUCGGCAGCCUCCAGAGUCAAGCACCUGACAAGGUGGUGGUGAAAACCCGCACUGAGUACCAGACAGAGAAGAAGAGGCUGAAGGUUCCCAAGGUGGAGGAGUUCACCAUCAGCUUUACUGACGGGGUGUCUGAGAGACUUAAGGUGACGAUUCUCAUCAUCCUGGCCCUGGCCUUCCUCGCCUGCAUCGUGUUCCUGGUGGUUUAUAAAGCCUUCACCUACGACCACGCCUGCCCAGAUGGAUUCAUUUACAAGCACAAGAGGUGUAUCCCAGCGUCUCUGGAGGCCUACUACGCUGCCCAGGAUGCUAACUCGAGGGGCCGUUUCUACACAGUGAUCAGCCACUACAGCAUGGCCAAGCAGACCACCUCGCACUCUGUCACCCCCUGGCUGCCCGGAGGGGCGGCGGGGCAGCAGCAUGACGCUAAACCGCCCACUGGCGAGGGCCACUGAGUUAGCCGAGGGGUGUUGUAAACACAUGCAGACAUGAAGAAACACAGACACAGGCAGAUAGAGACGCACACACACAAACAUGUAGGUGAACAUUUUUCGUAGAUAUAGAUAAAAGAGACACACAACAGAUACAAAUACAGUAUAACGCCAGUAUAGAGUGAAAACAUGCAUGCAGGCAUAAAAACACACAUGCUCGGUCAUAUUCUGAUUUCCCCAGACUGCCCAUUUAUGUGCUCACUUCCUUAUUCGGGCGCAUUCCCAUUGUACCUUUGCCAUUUUGGGAUUAUCAUCGUCUGCUGAUACACACUCCCACAUACAAACAGUCUGCUCUCUCGUUACUAUGUUUUUAAUCCCUUCCUCUAAUUUAUUAUUUAUUGACUGUCUUGAUAUGUUUAUUUUUUACUGUAAUGUAUGGAUGAUUUGUAUGUGAUUAUCUUUGUACAAAGGCACGAGUCAAUGCUGAAUUUCACACUUUCUCUUAGUGAGAUUCUCUGAAGUUUGAAGUCGUUUUUUUUUUUUUCCCAAGUGUGUUACUGUAGUUAAUGUAUUUUCAUUCACGGGCCCUUUUCUCAGAUCACUUCAUAUUCCGACCCCAAAAACUGUCAGUAUGGUCUUGUAUUGCUGUAACACAUUUUUUAAACACAACAUUUUAGCUGCACUGUCUGAGGAAGGUUUGACGCCACAGUCCACGUCUACAACACGUCCUGAGUUGAUCGAAUACAUUUUUCCAUCAUGGCUGUUUGAUAGCUCAUAUACAGUGACAAGUCAAUGUGCUGUGUUAUACAUUUUAAAUCCUGAUAUCUCCCAGUGACCCAAGCUGUACAUACAACUGUGUGCUCAGGCUAGUUUUUUUUGUGUGUGUAUGCAUUGUAGUAGCUUUUAUUAGGAGGUUUUUAUUUCUGUUUUUACAGAUCUACAAUUCUUUCAUGCAAGUUACGUACAUAUUGCUUCAGUGUUGUAGCUCCAUUAAACACAAUGUUGCAGUUGCAGAUGGGAAAGGAAACACCGUGCAUAUCACCAUCUCUUGCCCACACUGUUAUUUUCCGCUGAGAUUUGCUACGUUUAUUGAUGGGCUUCAACUGCAGUCGAGUUCUGUUCCUGUACCGUUAUUUUUCAUUAUGUAAUGUUGGAUCUGUUGUCAAGAGCGCUUUUAUGAGAUAUUGUGAUGUCGUUAGUUGAUAUGUAGCGAUACCUGGUGUAAUUUAUCAGUGUGCAUCCUUGUCCCUGUUCUCUUGGUUUGAAUUCAAAAUAAAAGAAGCUGUGACCUGUA
Molecule: messenger RNA, 2181 nt
Organism: Anarrhichthys ocellatus (wolf-eel)
Lineage: Eukaryota; Metazoa; Chordata; Actinopteri; Perciformes; Anarhichadidae
Gene: nsg2
Product: neuronal vesicle trafficking associated 2
Exons: 5
Coding region: 363-911 (182 amino acids)
Biological process (GO): clathrin coat assembly; endosomal transport
Cellular component (GO): endosome; membrane
Molecular function (GO): clathrin light chain binding
Source: RefSeq, a predicted model, not a curated record